Molecule: messenger RNA, 2897 nt
Organism: Capsicum annuum
Lineage: Eukaryota; Viridiplantae; Streptophyta; Magnoliopsida; Solanales; Solanaceae
Product: protein SHORT-ROOT
Exons: 2
Coding region: 707-2293 (528 amino acids)
Biological process (GO): regulation of DNA-templated transcription; radial pattern formation; leaf development
Cellular component (GO): nucleus
Molecular function (GO): DNA-binding transcription factor activity; sequence-specific DNA binding
Source: RefSeq, a predicted model, not a curated record
AGGGGCAUUGGGUGGUGGUGGGUUUGAUAAUGAAUUGUUGAAUCAUAACGAUGAUGCACGCCGGCAGCUUUUCCUUGUAUGUCUCUUUCUUUUUCCUCUUUCCCCUCAAAAUGGGAUUUUAAUUUGUCACGCCUGCAUGCUCCCACUCACUUAUACUCCCCUCUUUUCUAUGUGUAUCAAACCUAAUACUAGUAGUAUUCUUUUUGUACCUUUAUCCCUAUUUCUUUAUUACUAACACAACACCAUCUAUAUCUUUUUGUCAGAAAAUUUCAUUUCUAUAUCUCCAUGUCAUAAACGGCAAAAAGAAAAAAACUAUUUUCAUGUCUAUUUGAAUGACUUCCCUUAAAGAAGAAUAUAGCACAACCAAAUCCCUAUUUCAUUCUUAUAUUAUUCCAUUCUUAUCACCGAUCGAGUGCCUCGGUAAAAAAGAAAAAGCACAGUGAAGUUUUUUUACUUGUCUCUUUUUAUUCUUCUCUAUGCCCACUAUAUACUUCUCUCUUUCUUUAAUUAUGUAAAUAGGCUCAACCUUGCUACAAUCCAAGUUGGAGAGAGAUAUGCUUUUGAAUUCCUCCCACUCUUUCCUCCAACAACUCCACUUCUUUUGCUUUGAACCAUCCAACAGAAUCACUAAAAGGUAUUACUAGUCUUGUGUACAUUUAUUCUUUUUAACUUUGAUGUUGGUGGCAAGAGAAAUUUUUUUAGUUAAAUGGAUACUUUGUUUAGAUUAGUUACCCUUCAACAACAACAACAACAGCAACAAAUCCAACAACAACAAUCUGAUCAGUAUUCCUUUAACUCUAGCAGAACUUCAAGCAGCUCUAGAUCUUCUAACAAACAAAACACAUACAAUAUUUACAAUUACCACCCUCAUCAUCAAGAUCAUCAAGACGAAGAAUGCUUCAACUUUUUCAUGGAUGAAGAUGAUUUCUCUUCUUCCUCUUCUAAACACACCAACUACCCUUCUCAUCACUAUACUCACUACCAACAACAACAACAACAAAUUUCCAACACUCCCACACCAACAACCACUAGCAGCACCCCAACACAACAAUCUCAUCAUCAUCAUCACUAUGAUCAUCAGUUCUCCCCAGCACGUGACUUAAAUCUCGAAUUUGCUUCCUCAUUUUCGGGGAAAUGGGCAACGGACAUCCUUCUAGAAACUGCCCGUGCAAUAGCGGAUAAGAACAGCACACGUGUCCAACAGCUCAUGUGGAUGUUGAAUGAGCUAAGUUCACCCUAUGGAGACACUGAGCAAAAAUUAGCCUCCUAUUUUCUUCAAGCAUUGUUUAGCCGCAUGACGGAUUCUGGCGAACGUUGUUAUCGAACGUUGUUGUCUGCUUCGGAUAAAACAUGUUCGUUCGAGUCAACAAGGAAGUUAGUUUUAAAGUUCCAGGAAGUUAGCCCUUGGACAACUUUUGGUCACGUUGCAUCCAAUGGUGCAAUUAUGGAAGCAUUAGAAGGUGAGAGCAAGUUGCAUAUAAUUGAUAUUAGCAAUACUUAUUGUACUCAAUGGCCUACUUUGCUAGAAGCACUUGCUACCCGCACCGACGAAACACCUCAUCUCCGUCUAACCACGGUGGUUUCCGCCAGCAGUGCAACCGGAGGAGCAUCGUCGGUGCAAAAAGUGAUGAAGGAGAUUGGUAGUAGAAUGGAAAAAUUUGCUAGGCUUAUGGGCGUGCCUUUUAAAUUCAAUGUGAUUCACCAUAUGGGAAAUUUAUCUGAAUUGGAUAUUGGUGCGUUAGAUAUUAAAGAAGAUGAAGCUUUAGCAAUUAAUUGUAUUGGUGCGUUACAUUCGGUUACGCCAGCCGGCAAUCGAAGGGAUUAUUUAAUAUCAUUGUUUAGGAGAUUGCAACCUAGGAUUGUUACUAUAGUUGAAGAAGAAGCUGAUCUUGAUGUUGGUGUUGAUGGUUUCGAUUUUGUCAAAGGUUUUCAAGAAUGUUUGAAAUGGAUUAGGGUUUAUUUUGAGUCGUUAGACGAGAGUUUUUCGAAAACAAGUAACGAACGUUUGAUGCUAGAGCGACAAGCGGGACGAUCCAUCGUUGAUUUACUAGCAUGCCCACCAUCAGAGUCAAUGGAGAGGCGGGAAACGGGGGUAAAAUGGUCAAAUCGCAUGCAUGGAGGAGGGUUCAUACCAGUUUCAUAUAGUGAUGAAGUUUGUGAUGAUGUUAGGGCUUUAUUGAGAAGGUAUAAAGAAGGGUGGUCAAUGGGACAGUGUGGUGGCGGAGAUGCCGCCGGAAUAUUCUUGUCAUGGAAGGAACAACCGGUGGUGUGGGCCAGUGCAUGGAAGCCUUAAAUUAAAUUAGGACCAAUUGGUGCUGUGGGUGGUGAGUCACCAUCAAGAUCUUCCUAUUUGCUCUCUCACUUUAGUUAGUGGAUUUGUUUGGAGUGGAUAUGGAAUCAAGAAAGGGUGAAGAAGUUGCUUUAAGUCCUCUUGAUGGCCCCCUUCCACAUCAGAAAAAUGAACUUAGGCCUUUGAAGUGGAUGACUACUUUUGGAUUUUGGCCCACUGAAAUAAAGAAAGUAAACAACAAACAAACAUUCAUUCAGUAAUAGUAGUGGGAAGUGGAGGGGAACUUCUUUUGAUGAGACCUGCCCCCCUUCCACGUUAACACAUUCUCACUGCCUUUUCACCUUUCUUCUAUCUUUCUUUUUCUUUUCUUUAAUAACGUAAGAUCUUCAUCUUCUUUAUUUAGGUGGGCCCCCUUUUAUUUAGUUAAGUGUUGUCUAAUGUCUACGAUUGGUUUUUAUUUGAUUCGGGUUUUAUAUAUUAUGAUGAUCGAAAAUUGACCAAGACUUUUGGGUGUGAUUGGUACGACGGUAAAUGUUUUUGUAAGAUAAUGAGUGGUUUUCUUACUUGUUAUUUUAAACGUAUCUAUAUAUAAUCUAGAUUGAUAUUA